Microtus ochrogaster (prairie vole) is the source of this 999-nucleotide messenger RNA. Its product is annotated as galactoside 3(4)-L-fucosyltransferase-like. Lineage: Eukaryota; Metazoa; Chordata; Mammalia; Rodentia; Cricetidae. The coding region runs from base 1 to 999 and encodes 332 amino acids. The transcript has a single exon. The record is from RefSeq and is a predicted model, not a curated record.
AUGGAUAUGCCCAUAGCAGUAAAGGCGCAGAGUCCCUGGCGCCCAUGCCUCGUCGGCCUGCUGCUGCAGCUCCUCUUUGCUCUGGGUUUCUUCUCCUACACCCGAGUGUCCUAUGACCGACCUGGACCCCCAGCUCCUGGUCGUUCCCCAGGACCAGCCUCCACCCCGACUCCUCCUGCCCCCAGACCCCUCCUCAUCUUACUGUGGACAUGGCCCUUCCAUACACCAGUGGCUCUGUCGCCCUGUUCCAAGAUUCUCCCAGGCACCGUCGACUGCCAGCUGACCGCCAACAGGAGCUUGUACCCCCAAGCAGACGCGGUCAUCGUCCACCACCGCGAAGUCAGCGCCAACCCCGGGUCACAGCUGCCACCUCAGCCGAGACCACCAGGCCAGCGCUGGGUGUGGUUCAGCUUGGAGUCACCCAGCCAGUGCAGCCAUCUGUCAGCCCUGGAUGGUUACUUCAACCUCACCAUGUCCUAUCACAGUGACUCUGACAUCUUCACGCCCUAUGGCUGGCUGGAGCCGUGGCCAGAGCCUCCAGGCCAAAUCCAGGUCAACCUGUCUGCCAAGACUGACCUAGUGGCCUGGGCUGUGUCCAACUGGAACUCCAAGUCGGCCCGGGUGCAGUACUAUGAGAACCUUAAGAGUCACCUCCGUGUUGAUGUGUAUGGCCGAGGGCAUAAACCGCUUCCCCAAGGCAACAUGACAGAGACUCUGGCCAGAUACAAAUUUUACCUGGCAUUCAAAAACUCCCUCCAUCCAGAUUACAUCACAGAGAAGCUGUGGAGGAAUGCUCUGGAAGCCUGGGCCGUGCCUGUGGUCCUGGCCUUCUUCAAGGCGUACAGGCAGCUGCAAUGGGACCAGAGGUACCAGACGGUCCCCAGUGUGGUGGCUGGCCAGAGUCCUGCAGUUGGUGUCCCACCCAAAAGUCAGCAACUGUGGCCCCUGGGUGACAGGCACCUUGUGCUGGCUAGUUUAUUUCAACUUGAUAGAAGCUAG